AUGCUCCAGGGCAUCUUGCAAGAGGUUGCCCCCGAUCGCGAGGGCCUGCUGAGCUGCGAGGACUUGGCACGCUGCCUGCGCCGCCCGGAUCCAGCUCCGGAACCUCAAGAGGGGCUGGCGGACUUCCUAAAAGACGCUGACAUCCGGCUUGUGCGAGCCGACUUCAUCCUGAAGCUGCAGAAGGAAAGUGACACUGCAAGAAAGCGGCUCCCACGCCGCCAGGAAGCGGAGUCCGCCUACGUGGACAGCCGCACGGCGCUGGUCACACACGAGGAGGUCCAAGCCUGGGCCGAUGGCAAGGCGCCUGAAGGCACCCAGAUAGUCUCGCUGUCCCACUGCUGGGAGUCGAGGGAACACUGUGAUCCGUACGGCUACCAGGUUGCCAAGCUAGCCAAGAAGCAGAAUGUCAGCUUCGGGCGUGCGAUGAAGCACAUGCAUGUGCUGUACUGCCACGAGAAAUCAAGUACGCUCCGAAUCGAGUCUUUGACGCCGAAAGCAGACAUUGCAGAAGCCGAGCGAAAGCAAGAAGGCGUGAUGAUGUAUCACCACCCCACCGGCCUGGUGAAACCAGUGCCGGUCACUGAAUUGGUCAAGAACCGCACGCCGUACAAGCAGCGUGGGUGGUGUGCCGCUGAGAGGGAGUGGUCUAGUACUCGAACGGCCACCAACCUUUCGCGUGAAGUAGAUGCCCCGGAAGGCGAGAAGGGGGGAAUCGCCCCGAUGGUGCCAGAGGCAUUUCGACAGAGCGUCGCCAACCAACUUAAAUUCACGCAUCUAGAUGAUGUAGAGACCGUCUGCAGAUUGCAAGCGGAAGUGUACAAAGAGAAGGCAGAGAUGUGCAAGAGCUUACGGCUCGUAGAUUUGGGCGCGGAAGCCCUCGACAUCGCCCUGUCGGGCCUCGAGCGCUACCCGGUGCUAGAGAGCCUGGAGAUCGUCCACUGCGAGCUCAGCCAGAAGCUCCCGCUACUGCUGAAGGUCCUGAAGGAGAACAAGCUUCCACAGCUCCACCUGAAGCACAACGAGCUCUUUGAGGAGGGCACCCGCCAGGUCGUUGAGGCCCGCCGCCAGUUGCCGAUGCACUCUGCUGGCAUGGUGGCUUACAUUGAGCGGCACUUCAUUGCAUUAUGGAAGGCCUUGGCUUUGCAGCUUAACGGGACGCUUGCGGCACUGAGCGUUGGCCACGACCGCAUCGGCGUCGCUGGUGUCAAGGCUUUGGCAGAGGUUUUGCAGAACAACAGCACUCUGAUCGAGCUGAACCUGAGCCACGUGUGUCUGGACAGCGAUAUGGUCUGCGCUCUCGCAAAGGCAGUCAAGCAGAAUCACACCCUGAAGCAGCUGAGCCUUGCGGGAGCCAAAGUCGAAAUUGCGGAGCCCCUUCUCGAGGCGCUCCGGGCGAGCCAGCUCCAGGUCGAUCUGACGGACAGCGAUUUGGGCAACGGGGUCGCCGUGGCAAUGGCCAGGGCCCUCCGGACCGGCCAGGUGAAGGGCACCGUCACCCACCCAGCCAUGGAGUUCCUGUGCAUGUUGGAGGCUCGCGCGCACCGCCCACGGCCCACGUGCACUGCCUUCCGAGGCGAGGAAGCCGAGAGGUUCCGGCGGCUCUUCGGACCGCUCUGCCGGGCCCUGCCGAAGCUCCCGGAGCCGCUGCGAGAGCUCGAGCUCGACCUCCGCUUCCAAGGCGACGCCUUCGGCCUUGGCCCCGGCGCCUUUCGGAGCGCGAAUGCCCCUGCCCGUCCCCUUUCGGGAAGGCAGCAAUUUGCCUCGCGACUGCGCCCCCGGGCAGCAGCCGCACCGAGGCGACCAGGGCACAGAGGCCUUGGCCUCCGCCCUCCGCGAGCUGACGGAGCUGAAGAGACUCUUUUUGAGUCUGGACGAGAACAGCUUCGGCCCGGGGCCUCGAAGAAGUCGAAGCCACAUUGCCCCGCUUUACCCGGAGGGCCGAUAUCGGGAGAUACUGUAGAUCCUUUCUUGGAGUCUGAUCUUCAUCCAAGCCUUGCAUCCCCGUUCUCGGUGCAGCGCCCCCCCCCCCCACGCCGAAGUCAGAAGAGCCGGGUUUCUUCCGAUGUCCACUCUUGGGGUCAUCCUGAUAGCCUGUUUUUCACAGAAACCACGCCCCAACCUACAUUCUCCGAAGUCUGA
This is a messenger RNA of Symbiodinium sp. CCMP2592, 2139 nucleotides long. The record is from the annotation of a GenBank genome assembly. Lineage: Eukaryota; Dinophyceae; Suessiales; Symbiodiniaceae.